CAGGAUCGGUUUUCAAAACACUGGAAUAGGAAUUCGGACACACGCGGUUUACUCAGGGUGGCCACUGUGGCGUGUGAUCGUUGCCCUUUUAUUGUUGGAUAACAGUCUUUUACGGGAAAUUGGAGGUGCACUUUCUUUUUCCUAAGAAAAACGGCCAUGGCUACCCUUCUAUCUUUCUCAGGUAGCCCUGUGGUUGUCUAUCACAGAACCCAUCCCACAUCUCUUUCUUCUCUCAGACACUCGUGUUUUCUCACUCUAGUCAACCCCAAAAAGAAACUCAGAGGUUCAUUCAGACACAAUCGACCCAUCUCAGCUCAAUCCAAUGGCGGCAACUCCGCAGAUACCCCAGAUCGCUUGAUAUCUGCUCUCUGCUACUUCUACCCAUUCUUUGAUGGAAUACAGUAUGGGAAAUACGUCAUUACUCAGUUCUCUCCCAUCCAGAUACUCUUGCAGCCGUUGGUUCCGGCUAUUCGAGUCUUCAAAAGCUUCCCCUUCAAUGGUUUUUUGGUGUUUCUGGCGCUCUACUUCGUUGUUGUUAGAAACCCCAACUUUAGUAGGUGCCCAGAUUGCCGAUUGUCGCCGAAGCCGCUGAGAGGCAAGUCCUGUGAUUUUCCCAUUUGAUAUUCAAUUAACUGGAAAUUCAGGAGGUCGGUCUUAUUUGUUUCUGUCUACGAUUAUUAAUUUGAAGACUUUCUUUGGAAGUUGUACAAAUUUCUCCUUGGCAUACUUUAUUUUUAAUUGUUAAUGUUUGAGACAACUGAAAUUACCCAACUGGAUUUAGAAGUCCAUACAUUAGUUUCUUUCAACUAUUUAUAUGAUUUUAGGUUGUAUGGUUGAGGUAAUAGCAAUUUAGUUACUGAUUCUGAUUUUUUC
This is a messenger RNA of Nelumbo nucifera (sacred lotus), 873 nucleotides long. Lineage: Eukaryota; Viridiplantae; Streptophyta; Magnoliopsida; Proteales; Nelumbonaceae. The record is from RefSeq and is a predicted model, not a curated record.